AUGGGUAUUGACUUAAAGAACCAUCACGUCAAGAACACCAACCGUACUUCUCCCAAGUCCGAGAACGUCUACUUGGCCUUGCUCGUCAAGUUGUACCGUUUCCUCGCUCGUCGUACUGAUGCCAACUUCAACAAGGUUGUCUUGAAGCGUCUCUUUAUGUCUCGUGUCAACCGUCCCCCCGUUACCGUUUCUCGCAUUGUCAAGAACGCCAAGGGUAACAACACUGUUGUUGUUGUCGGUACUGUCACUGACGAUUCUCGUCUUUUGGACCUCCCCAAGCUUUCCGUUGCCGCUCUUCAUUUCACCAAGACUGCCAGAGCUCGUAUCUUGAAGGCUGGUGGUGAAGUUUUGACCUUGGAUCAAUUGGCUCUCCGUGCUCCUACCGGUGCCAACACUGUCCUCGUCCGUGGUGCCAAGAACUCUCGUGAGUCUGUUAAGCAUUUCGGUAUGGGUCCCCAUAAGAACAAGAAGCCCUUCGUUCGUUCCAAGGGUAGAAAGUUCGAAAAGGCUCGUGGUAAGCGUGCUUCUCGUGGUUUCAAGGUUUAAAUUAUGGGAGCUAUUCUCUAUUUUCUCUCUCCAUUUAUUUAUCCUUUUCAAAUAAAAACCAACUGCAAAAAAAAAAAAAAAAAAAAAA
Molecule: messenger RNA, 634 nt
Organism: Mucor mucedo
Lineage: Eukaryota; Fungi; Mucoromycota; Mucoromycetes; Mucorales; Mucoraceae
Product: 60S ribosomal protein L18-A
Exons: 4
Coding region: 1-546 (181 amino acids)
Biological process (GO): translation
Cellular component (GO): ribosome; cytosolic large ribosomal subunit
Molecular function (GO): RNA binding; structural constituent of ribosome
Source: RefSeq, a predicted model, not a curated record